Colletotrichum orchidophilum is the source of this 2940-nucleotide messenger RNA. RefSeq names its product fungal specific transcription factor. Bases 1 to 2940 code for a protein of 979 amino acids. Gene Ontology annotation, biological process: regulation of DNA-templated transcription. The record is from RefSeq and is a predicted model, not a curated record. NCBI's taxonomy places the organism in Eukaryota, Fungi, Ascomycota, Sordariomycetes, Glomerellales, Glomerellaceae. Gene Ontology annotation, cellular component: nucleus. The transcript is spliced from 7 exons. Gene Ontology annotation, molecular function: zinc ion binding; DNA-binding transcription factor activity, RNA polymerase II-specific.
AUGCCUCCAGAGUCUCCAGUUCUCCACCCCAGGUCCCAAUCCAUACACCAGUCGGUCCACCACCAACCGCCGCUGGCCCGACAUUCACCGCAGAACGCACACUACGCACCCGCACCCGCACACGGCACUCACGCACACACACAGACAGACAGCCGCGCCAGAAGAAGCUUGGACCGACGAACCCGAGUACACCGAGUCGCCGACGCGUUCAACACCACCAUGUCUGUGGACACGGCCGCCGCCGACUGCCGGCCGCCCAUCAUCAUGACCACCCCCCCGCAGCACCAUCGCCUGCCUCACACCGAGACGGCUACUGCCAAAGAGAGACGGGUAUCGCGAGCCUGCGUCUCCUGCCGGCUGAGGAAGACGAGAUGUGACUUAGACUAUGGUGGCAACCCAGGCAUACCACCCUGUCGUCGCUGCGUAAGAGAACAGAAGGAAUGCGUCUUGGCAACGUCGAGAAGAGGCGGUCGACGUCCCCGGAAGUUUGUCCGCCUGCCACAGAAUGACGCCGAUGCCUUCCCGCAACAGCAGCAGCAGCAGCAGCGUUCGGACGCCGUCACCGCCGCGACGGCUUGUGACGCGGGUUCCGGAGGUGAUCCCGGCACUUCGUCGUCGGCGACCCUUCGAGAAGACCAGCACAUGCAUCACUCCACGAGCCCGGCGGAGUCUCGGCACCAGAACGAUGGCGAGCCGUGGUCGUGCUCUCCAGAAGAGGACGACGGCCCAUCAGGGAAGUCGGCGAGCUGGCCCGACUCCGCUUCUCAGCCGGACACCCCCGGCGGCCGGUCGACCCGGUCACUCAAGAGCUCCGGCGACUUUGAGGGGCACAUCACGUCGAGCGACCUGUUGAACCCUUCUGACGCGCUGAACCUCCUGGCGCAGGUUGCCGAUCUCGAUGGGGACGAACGGCGCGACGACAUGCGCCAUCUGUCCGAGAGCGAUGCUACGGGUCGGGAUAAGUGCAGUCCCAGGAAAGGGUCACGGAAGCCUUCUACACCGGCAGCGGUUCACUACCCACCCAUCUCCGGCGGGGCCUUGAGCCUGCCUGUCGCUUCACGGCUCCUCACAUUAUACAUCGACCACUUCCACCCCUACUUCCCAGUAGCAGACAAAUGCAUCCUCACCCACACCCCCGCCACAGUCUCAUCCCUCAUAGACUCGGAACCCCAUCUCGUCACUGCAAUAUUCACAGUAGCCUCCAAAGACGAACCCUCCAUGUCCCGCGUUCACGAAGCCUGCUCGCGGUACAUGGAGACCCUCAUAUCGAAGCUGAUCUACAAGGGCUCGACCACCGUCGGUGCCGUCGAGGCCCUGCUGAUCCUCGCGCAGUGGGCACCCCAGAGAUUGCAGGAGAAGCCGUCCAUCGGACGCGGUGAGGAAGACGAGGGCGCGUGGAUGCAGAUCGGCGUCGCCAUACGCCUGGGAUACCUGCAGAGUCUGGAGCAGACGGGGUUGCUGUCGGACAAGACGAGUCCCUCGUCAGAGACGUUUCGGAGGAAGAGGCUGGUCUGGGCUGCUUGCUAUAUGAGCGAUCGGGAAGUGUCGAUCCGUGUAGGCAAGGGCUUCUGGUCCCGGGGGCCGGGACCAUCGACCAUACCACGCUCAGCAGACUUCCCGUCCCUGCGGAUACAAGAAGCCGGGGCCGAUAAUCUCGGACAACUGUUCCAGGCUCAGCUUGAGUUGAUACAGCUCUUCAGUAAUGCUCAUGAUAUACUAUACUCAUCGUCGAGCCAUAGAGCACAGCUGUACCUUGGGGGAGAAUACGUGAGAUACAUUGACGACUCAUUUGCAGUGCUUCGGAAGUGGAAGAUCGUCUGGGGAAGUCUAAACUUCACCCCCUUGAUCAAAGCAGGUCUGAACCUAUCAUACGAAUUUCUCCGUCUAUACAUCAAUGCCUUUGCCUUCCAAGCAACCAUCAACCGCGCCAUCACCAAAGCACGCCAGCAACAGCAGCAGCAUAUCCAGCAAACCCAACAAUACCACAAACAGAACCAAGAGAACAAGUCCGCAAAAGGACAGACCCAAAAUGACGGGAUCGAAACGACGCCAGGCUCGCAAGCUCCAGCGAGUCUUCCGCCGCCGCCGCCGCCGCCGCCGCCGACAACAACAAUCAGCAGUCCCCUAUUCGCGGACCUCGCCAGCACCCCCGACGCCCGCUUCAUAUACGAAUCAAUGGACGCCGCCAACUCCCUCCUCAACAUCCUCAACUCCUCCGUCGACUCGGACACGGGAUUACGAUAUAUGCCGCUCAAGUACUACCUCUACGUCAUCUACGCCGCCGUGUUUCUUUUCAAGGCUCGUCUCGCCGGUGCCCUAGGCAGCGAAGCAUCAGAAAGUGUGCAACGUUCCAUAAACGUCACAAUCGAAGCCCUACAACGCUCAUCCCUGAGCCCGCACAGCUUAGGCCAACGCUACGCGCGCCUCCUCUCCCUCCUAUGGCGCAGCAAACCACAGGAACAGCAGCAACGGAGCCAACCGGCCCUACAGUCCAACGCCACCAUCCCAGGCCCCGACGGUCACGGUAUCGAUGCCGCCGCCGGCGGAGGCGGCGUGGCGUACCCGGCGUCCGGUCUCCACACGGCGACGGGCCCCGGGUCCGUAUCCGUACAGGUACCGACUGUGCCGAGUUCGACCAGCACCAACAACAACACCUUUGGAGGUCUCGGUGCAGGGAUACAUGCCGACCACCACAACCAACACUAUGGCGGGAUGUCUCACGGCCACGCGCACUGGAACAUGGCCGCCUUCCCGCACCAGCCCGAUCUCCUAGUACGAGGCUUCUCGUGGAGAGACCUGGACGACCUGGGGCAGUUCAUCGGGCCAGCGGACAUGAGCUUUUCGGACCCCACGGACUUGGAGGUGAUGGGCGGGUCCAUGAACUUGGAUGAGGGGACGGCGUAUGACGUUCUUUGGCCGGGGAAUGGCGUUGCCUUUUGA